CACGAGCUCAGGUGACCUGGUGGGGCUCUUGCAUGUCAUGUCGGGGCCGCGUCUCUGCUUCUGUGUGGUGUCGUGUUGCCCAUCUUGUCUCCUGGGAACACUGCUGGCUGGGAUGGGCCUGUAUCUACUGGUGAUCAGCUACCUAACCAUCUUUCUCUGCGUGACAUGUUGUUGUUCCUAGUUCGUGUUGGCUGUUCUUCGACAGGGCUCGUCAUGUCGUCAGCUUCAAGGCCCACCACCCACUUUCCAGGCAGUUGCAUCCCGCUCUCCACUCCUGCCACCACCAGUGCCAGGCUCCACCACCAGACAGCUCAUGAACAGCUCUCGUUGGCUCAUCCCAUCCCUCUUGACCUCUAGCUCUAGCAACACAUUACAUCGCAACAACAGACGUCGGCCCUUCAGACUCAAGUUGUCAACCAUAUCCCCGACUCCCGUCAGCGCCAGCAAAAGAACCAGCCAACAUGGCCACCAGGCGCAUCGUGACUACCGAGAAGACCUCCCUCGACCGAGACGAGGUUUUCUCCGCCUCUGCCGGCAGCACCACCCAGAAGUCCAAUAUUGCGCCAGCAGUACCCACGCAUGUCAUCCUCAAGCUGCUCGCCGCAACGCUGGCAAUGAUUGUGCUCCCCAUCGGCUCCUACUUUGCCACACUGCACACUUUCUUCAACGGCAACGCAAGCUACGCGGGCGGUUUCGCCGCCGUCAUGGCCAACGUGGUACUGAUCGGCUACGUCAUCGUCGCGAUGAAUGAGGACGAGAGUGAGCGGCGGCAAGAGGGCGGCGGCGGCAAGGACAGCAUCAAAAGCCUGGCCAGCGAGGCAAAGAAGGACCGUUGAUCUUUUCUCUUUGCUUGGAUUUCCACCUUGGUCGUCGUUUUUUUGGUGUGCUACUUUUCCCACAUAGUUGUAGCCCAAAUCCAGCUUCGUCAAUGAAAACCGAGCAGGAGUACAGAAUGAAAAAGAGACAAGACAAAAAAAGAAAACACGAGGCAAUGCUACACACGUGUUGAAAACCGUCCGGCUCUAUUCUGCGGGUAUCUGAUUCCCCCUCUCUCUCCAUAUCUUCGAUGGAUGUGUCCCCGAAAGCAAACCGCAUGUCUGCGUGCGCGCUCUUGCUUGCUGCCCGGCAGGUUACAGCGGCUAUACGCCAUGUGUCUCGCUCGGUAAACAGAGCAGAGGACAGGAUUCUCUCCCCAAGUCACGAGAUAAGC
Molecule: messenger RNA, 1210 nt
Organism: Microdochium trichocladiopsis
Lineage: Eukaryota; Fungi; Ascomycota; Sordariomycetes; Xylariales; Microdochiaceae
Exons: 3
Coding region: 462-836 (124 amino acids)
Biological process (GO): vacuolar proton-transporting V-type ATPase complex assembly
Cellular component (GO): endoplasmic reticulum membrane
Source: RefSeq, a predicted model, not a curated record